AUUUAACCAUCACCAUGGCGUCUAAAAUCAUAGCUCAGGUGUUAAUAUACACCACCAACGUGGUCACCCGAGCGUUUGCCGACGCCUACAGGCAGGCCGCCGCCAAUGGUGGUAAGAGAGCGGCACAGAACAGUCAGGCAGGGGCUAAUGCAGGGGCUAAUACAUCUAAUGCAGGGGCCAAUGCAGGGGCACAGGCGGGGUCAAAAAGAAAGGUCCCAGAUGCCAAGUUGGUAUUCGGUGGCAUAGACAUAGCACAGGCCAGACAGGUGCUGAAUGUCAGUGAGAAGGACUCGCCGGAACAGAUCAAGAAGCAUUUCGAACAUCUUUUUGCGGUCAAUGAGAAGAAGAAGGGUGGAUCUUUCUAUUUGCAAUCGAAGGUUGUACGGGCAAAGGAAGCUUUGGACUGGUUACAAGAAGAGCAGGAUAAAGCCAAUGGGAUUGUCAAGAAGAAAUCCGAUGAUAAAAAGGACGAUGCUAUUAGUAGUUCACCUGAGAAAAAGGAGCAAUAA
Messenger RNA from Sphaeroforma arctica JP610, 509 nucleotides. RefSeq lists its product as hypothetical. NCBI's taxonomy places the organism in Eukaryota, Ichthyosporea, Ichthyophonida. The record is from RefSeq and is a predicted model, not a curated record. The coding region runs from base 15 to 509 and encodes 164 amino acids. The transcript has 3 exons. Gene Ontology annotation, biological process: protein import into mitochondrial matrix. Gene Ontology annotation, cellular component: TIM23 mitochondrial import inner membrane translocase complex.